Molecule: messenger RNA, 2302 nt
Organism: Sinocyclocheilus anshuiensis
Lineage: Eukaryota; Metazoa; Chordata; Actinopteri; Cypriniformes; Cyprinidae
Gene: ssb
Product: small RNA binding exonuclease protection factor La
Exons: 12
Coding region: 113-1318 (401 amino acids)
Biological process (GO): tRNA processing; positive regulation of translation
Cellular component (GO): cytosol; ribonucleoprotein complex; cytoplasmic stress granule
Molecular function (GO): mRNA binding
Source: RefSeq, a predicted model, not a curated record
CAUGAUUCUUCACCCGGUCUCUGAGUGACGUCAUAACAACGCGACGCCAUCCCCUGAUGCACGUUCGGGUGGCGUUUGAUUGAGCUCAGACAGAUCAGAACGCAAGCAAAAGAUGGUAGACAAUCAGGAAAUGUCUCUUCUGGAGAAGAAGGUGGCAGAGCAGAUUGAGUACUAUUUUGGUGACCACAAUCUCCCUCGAGACAAGUUUCUGAAGGAGCAGCUGCAGUUAGAUGAUGGCUGGGUCACUCUGGAGACAAUGCUGAAAUUUAACAGACUAAAGAGUCUCACAUCAGACCCAGCUGUUAUUGUUGAGUCGCUGCAAAAAUCUAAAACGGGUUUGCUGGAGAUCAGCGAGGACAAAACCAAAAUAAGACGAAAUCCGAACAAACCUCUUCCAGAGAACAAUGAGGAGUACAGGGACGCGCUCAAACACAAAACCAUCUACAUGAAAGGUUUUGCUCUUGAAACCACACUGGAUGAAAUUAAAGAGUGGUUUGCAGAUAAAGGCACAGUUGAGAACAUCUACUUGAGGAAAGGAGCCCAGAAGACUUUCAAAGGAUCGAUCUUUGCGGUUUUAGAGUCUGAAGAAGCCGCCAAGGCUUUAGUGGAGCGCACUGAUGUCAAAGAGUACAAAGGGAACGAGAUGAUCGUCAUGAUGAAAGAUGACUAUUUUUCUAAAAAGGUGGCUGAGAGGAAGCAGAAUCGCGUGGAAGCAAAAGCUAAAGCAAAAAGUGAAAAGGAGGACAAGCAGAAGCAAGCUGAAGAUGAAGAGCUGAAAUCCCUGAAUGAUCAGAGAGGCUGCCUGCUGAAGUUCUCCGGUGAAUUGGGUCAGAUCUCGAGAGAGGAUUUCCACACGGUCUUCUCAGAUCAUGCUCGGAUCAAAUGGAUUGAUUUCACCAGAGGAGCUAAAGAGGGCACCAUCCUGUUCCACUCAAACGCCCAGGAGGCCCUGCAGAAGGUCCGAGAGGCUAAAGGAGGAGAAGAUCCUAAGGUUAAAGAGCAGGUUGUUCAGUGGGAGGUACUUGAGGGAGACGUAGAAAUGGAGACUCUGAAGAAAAUCAUCGAGGAUCAGCAGGAGUCCAUGAACAAACGUAAAGGAGGCAGAGGAGGUCACAGGGGUCGUGGAAGAGGCAGGGGAGGACGCAGAGACCGAGGAGGAAGAGAACAGACCCAGUUCAAGGGAAAGAAGACCAAGUUUGAUAGCGAUGAAGAGGGAGAUGAAGAACAAGCCAGUCCAAAGAAGAGACCUCUGGAGUCUAACGGUCAAGAUAACGAAGAGCCGGCUUCCAAGCAAGCAAAAAGCGAGAACGGUUCUUAAGGGCAAAGAACUGUGGCCUUGUUUUUGUACGAUUUUCUCUAAAAUCGAGAAACCUGGAAAAUGCAUUCUCAGACUACUUCUUGUGUCAAAAGAUGCACAAAAGCUUUAUGCCACACUUUUCCCCUGAACUCACCAUGAAAAAGGCACUUUUUUUUUUCUUUGAGCAAACAUACUGCGUGCCUGGAUGUUGUUUAUUUAUUUGCCAUACACACACUUAUGAUUGCUGGUAUGAUUUAAGAUCUCAUCUGCAGCUCUAUAAAUGUGUCAUUUUUAAAAUCUAUUCAGCUUAAGCAGUUAGCUGGAAGCGCUUAUAUAAGUGUUGACAUCUUCAAUUGCAUAUUUUCAUUCCUUGAGCGCUGACAGUCUGCAGAAUCUACACCGAUUGUGUUUUGAGCGUAAUCAAAGAGUUGAUUAUCGGUUCUGACAGCAUUUGUUAAACGCAGUACUGUAUUAUCAUAGAACUGUUUGAGGCCUACAAGUGAACUUAAUUAAGGUUUUGAAAAUGUCAGAAUUUUUAGUAAUAAGCAUUGGUCAAUAUUGUUGUUUUUUUCCAUUAACGAAAACCUGUUUUCCACCUGCUAGAUUAUUCCAUUGCUUUUGUCACUUGCACAAACGUAACAUAAGACAAUAAGUGUGUGUUAUUCUUGUUUCUUUUUAUACGUUGCUGUAAAGUUGCUUUAAGUGGUUACAGAGGCAUGCCGAUCUGGAGAGUUUUCAUUAGGAGGAAUUAGAUUUGACUGAACCUUUUUUUUUUAAAUCAUAUUUUUUUUAUCACAGCAAUGGAUACAUGUCUCUUAAUCUAAAGUGCUGUUUUAGAUGCCAUGCUUCAUAUUUACCCAUUCAGGGCUUCAACAAGCACUCAUUAUUUUUUCCUUAUGUUUUUUACUGUCAUCUGUUGAGAUGAAUAUUACACAAAUUUAGAAAUUCAGUAAAGAGUCUUGAAAAUCAGAAUAGUAAUUAUGUAUGUGGUGGUGUCAUUUUUGA